Messenger RNA from Mya arenaria, 5132 nucleotides. RefSeq lists its product as uncharacterized. The record is from RefSeq and is a predicted model, not a curated record. The coding region runs from base 504 to 4046 and encodes 1180 amino acids. NCBI's taxonomy places the organism in Eukaryota, Metazoa, Mollusca, Bivalvia, Myida, Myidae. The transcript has 12 exons.
UUCGACUCGUUUUGUCAAAGGCUCUAGAGAGAAUUUAUUUUUAUAAACACCUGGGAGCCGUUUAUGCAUUUGUGUUGUUUUAUCAUUCUUAAUAUUCACAUUGAUCUUACUAGCAUUGAAACACGUAAAAGCAUAUGUUUCUCAAAAUAAUGAUAUUUAAUGUGAUGUCAUUUAAGGUUAUUGUCAUUUAUUCAAAGACAAACAAGGAGUGAAGUUAAAUAUUCUUCUUAUAAAGGGAUGAUGGUUAAUAAAGUAAAUAGAAGACACAUUCUUUUGGGCAGUCGGGCAUAACAUUGUCAUAUACUCACGGUGACGGUGUUCCUUGUGUCGCAGGAUGACUAGGCGAGGCUGGUACGAGAAGGUCGGGAAGUAUAACUUCAACCUCAAAAAAUAAUCUCGAAGAACCAACAAAUAUUGAACUAUGGAUGACUUUCACUGCUUCCAUGUAGCAUAAAACGGCAGCUGUAGUUAUUUUGACAUUGUUACAAUAACUAUUGGACAGAAUGGCAGAAGCAAAUAGUUCGGUUGAUGGAAAAGAAUACUUUUCCAGAGUGCAGUUUGCACUGACUGAUUGUGGUAAUAAAUUGUUAUCACAUCUGUUGCAAAGAAGAGUCAGGGAACUCACUCCAAAAGAGUACCCGGCUAAACCUAAAUCCUGGUCACUUGAUGAAUUUUUAAAUCAUAACAUGGCAGAUAUUUUGUUAUCUGUUGGUAAAGAUAGAAGCAAGAAAGAAAUUCUGUAUCCAUUUAGACAAGACACAGAUUUAACCAAAUGGGAUAUUCCUCUUUUUGCUUUAGUACUUCUGACUGCAUGCAAACUAGAACAUAGCGGCCCUCUCCAUCGUGAUCUUAAACAGGACAUACUUAAUCUAAAAGACAUAAGGAAUAAAAUGCAACACAAGGGAGCUCCAAUAUUAGACGAGCAAAUCUACCUCGCUUAUUUAAGCCGCAUUGACGGUGCUGUACAACGAAUAUGUGACUACAUGCAUGCGCCGGAUUUGAAAGAAUCACUUCUCAAAGAACUUGAUGAGUACAAAAGCCUCAGGCAUACAUAUCCAAACGGUCUUGUGCCAGAGUUGGGUUGCAAAUCCAUUGACAUAAUUAACGAUGCUGAUGCACCGGUUGUACACGGUUUUCAGCAAUUGGAGAUGAUCAUUCAGGAAAAGGGGUUGUCAGUAGAUAUACCAGUUUUGGAUGUCAUCGUCAUGAUACGGAAUUACAAUCAAGAAGACGAACACGCCAUAACGGAACGACUACUAAGAUCAUUUUCAGAGGCACUAGAGAAUGCUGACCAGAGCUCAAGUGAGCUGGAUGUUGCAGUAAAGAACCUUGUUCGUGAAAUAUUUGACGAGAAAAAAGAGAUAACGAAGGUCAGCAGGGGUUGUCUCGUACUAUCAAUCCAGUGUCACUCUAUCGACGCAGUUAUUUCUCUAGUACAAGACAGCCUUUCGGGGAAGCUUGGGAAUUUAUUUGAACCUCUUGAAGAAGUAAUGCGCACUUAUGAAAACCAUGUUCUCUUUGAAGUAUAUGUUGGCAUUACACGCCAAAGCUGUUGGGCUCUACUGAACGAAAUGUUGUGUCAAGUGUCCGACGCAUGUGAGAGACGCAGUUAUACGUUGGAGAGCAAAGUGCAAGACUCUGUCAUUUUUGUUAGAAUUAAACGCUUUCUACAAAGUUUUACAGAGAAAGAAACAUUAGAAAGGUCAUUUUUCUCGAAGGAAAAACAGGAAAAACUCAAGCUGAUCAAAGAAAAAUUGACAUUAGAACUUAAACAACCUGAAAUGGAGAUGGAUUUUUUGUUUCCGAAGCACGCGAAAGAGAUACAAGACGUUGCUGUUCCAUCAAAGUAUGGACCCGACUUCAGUAAGUUUAAAGAAGACAAAACAUUGGUGGCCAUGAACAAGUUGAGACUUGACGAAAUGAAUACGCUGGAUCAUCAAAUGUCCCAGCAUAUGGACCGUGAUCCUGACAGAAAACAAGCAAUGUCCAUGAGAUUGUCCAAGGUGCUCGGAGAUAUCGGGGUCAAUAGGGAGAUGAUCAUCUGGAGGAGGAAGACAUGGUUGACCAAUGAAAAGCUUUUAACAGUCUACAAGUGUUUCUUACAAAACCCCAAAACCUUACAAUGUUUUAUCUUUGGCAGCCAAUCUGAAGGCACGACGACAUUGGGAAUGGAGUCAGAUACAGAUGAAUUUUGCAUUUUCUCUGAAACCAAUACAACGCAGGAUUGGUCUGAAUGGCAGACUGCAGGAAUCCGAAGUCUUCUGCUUCUAAAGAAUGAGCACUACGCGUCACAACCGGACAUUUCACUACUAGUCACAUUGAAUAUGCAGAAUGUGGAUAGGGAGGGAAGAAUGCUGUUGCACAAGACUCGCGUUGACACAGAGACUCAAACAUCUUUUGGAAAGACUUCUAUUGAAACAGGUCCAUCAGGAAGAAAUUCUAAAUAUUUCGAUUUUAUGAAUGCGCCUCGCUGUAUCAGACGACCAGAUAAAUGCAUGUUCCUCUUUCACAGACCACGGCCGGGGCAUUGGCCCACAUCCGCAAUAUUGGCAAAGGCAAGGCAGACUCCAAUGUACAUAGUCCCACAAGGGCACACUGCGGGUUUUUAUCCUGAAUUGGAAUGGAGAUUUUCUACACCUCAUAUAGAAAGACUGCUUAUGUUUGAUUUGAAUAUGAUCCAUCUUAAGGUUUACAUUUUCCUCAAAAUAUUAAGAAAAACCUUUUUCAAAACAUAUUUUAAUGACAGGUUUAGUUCCUUCCACGUAAAGACUGCCAUGUUCUUCACCAUAGAGAACUACCCACCUAAUAUUUGGAAAAACGACAAUCUGAUACAGUGUGUGAUCUAUUGUCUUACCACACUCAUGCGCUGGUGCAGGAUACAUUAUUGCCCACAUUACAUCAUCUCUGGUGUGGACCUAUUUGAGGGAAAACUGAAGAAGUUUGAACUGACCCAUAUCUCAGGAAUGUUGUCAAAAAUGAUAGAAAACAUUUACCAGUAUGUUGAAGACAUAAAGAUUGACCAGGUGGGUGCGAGAAUGUUAAUGUUAACAGGAACCAAACUCCCAAUCAUAAUACCACGAUCUGAGAAUACACUGAGCAUUCUGCAAUUCUGUUUGGAGAAACUUCUUAUUCAUUUGUGCCUCUUUGCAUCAUUUCUCGACGAACUAAGAGAGGGCAAUGUCUCACAGCUAAUUGUAAAAUGUAGCAAAAUGCUUCACGUUUGCGAUUUAUUCGUAAAGGAAACUGACAACGCGUUCACCAGGGAUGCAUUUUUCAUGCUUAUCAAAUCAUUGAAAAUUCUCUUAACCUCAGUCAAGGUUUCAGUUUUCGUGCAGGCACACCAAGCUAUUACAGAAGAAAUAAGCGACCAGUACCAAGCUUCUAUGGACUUCGAUAUAUCCUCCGGCAGAUUGAAAUUCGCCACCAUGCUAUUCUGCACUGGACAGUAUUGUAAAGCAGCAGAAGUUUUAGAACAUAUUGAACGACUUCUGCAUCCAGAUGUUUGGCAAUUCAGUUUUAAUAAAGUAGGCAAACAAUUCAGACCCAGUCAAAUCUUGUUCUGCAAUGCGCGUAACCUGCCUCUGUCAGAGUUUGUUAAGACAUCAGUGGCAUUCAGUGUCAAAUUCUGCCGUCAUGAACUACACUGUGUUCCCACUCGUUUGAUAUUUGAGAUAAACAAAACCUCUCAGGUCAAUCGCAAAUUGGGUGACGGUCAUAUGGAUAGUGUGACUAUUGAAUCUAUUCCGUUUCUCUACUACUUGCAGUACCUCACGUACAGACAACUUGGACAGCAUGCCAAAAGAUGGGCAGCAGUUAAUAAACUUGCUGGCUACCUUAAUGAUGACAGAAAUUGGUAUGGCUGUCUCGAGACAGCAUUCAAUGUGCUGGGCCACUGUUGGGAAUUGGAGCAAAAACUUGACUUGGCCUGGAUGUGCUACUCAAGAUCUCUGAGAAUAAUUCCCUACAACAACGCUGCACACUGGCAUAUGGCAAUUAUAAUAAACAACAUAAUCACAAAGAAAUGUACCACUAGUGCCUCCUACUAGUCAAAUGAGACAAAUUGCUGAAAAAGCUGAACAGCACAUGAACAUGUACACAGCCUUAACGCCGUCAGUUUAAACCAAGUUCAAAGGGAAUUGGCAUGCGUUUAAGAAAUCAAACUGGUUUACAAUUGUGUGAUAGGAUAAGAAAAUCAUCAUGCGCCUUUUUAAAAACAUGGGAGCGUUAAAUGGACUUCAAAAUGUUCACAUUAUAUCAUAAAUUGCUGUAUUAUAUACAUUGUGUCGACGUCAACAUGCUUUGUUAUUUUUUUCCUUUUAGACAAAUCUUUUCAAAGAAAAAUCUGAUGGUCGUAAAAUGUUCACAUAUUAUUAGUAAAAAAUUCCAACAAAUGGUCUCAGGAAGAAUUUUACUUCAGACACAAUGCAAACAUAACAUACACUUAAAUAUUUAUGUACAUGAAGAUACCAUGUUUUUCAUUUUGACCAUUUUUUUAAACAGACCUAUUUUAUUACGGUUUUGUGUGCACAUAAUCUUUUCGAGAAAAUUUGCACGGACAACAUUCUUCGCAUAGUUGGUUGUUAUAUAUGUAAGAAUUCUAAAGAAAAAUACAUUUUAUAUUGAGUUAAAAUGCAUUUUGAGUUGUUUUUUCGCUUUUUGUAUAUUGUUUCACACAAUGUAAGUGCAGGUCCGUGUUUUAUAUUUGAACGUCAGGCUUUACAUCAAAAGUGUCGUUGAUAAUACAUUGCGUCUUCUGAAACUCUCAUACGUGUAUCUGCUAGGUAUUGGUUUAUGCCAUAAUGUUACAUAACUCUUUUCUAUAAAAGUUGAGAAAAUAGAUCGCAAUUUAAACAAAGGAUAAUGUAAUAUGAAUCACGUAUAAGUAUUGUAAUAAUAUGUUAUAAUGACAUCUUCAAAGGUAAGAAAAUCAAUGUAGGACAUAAUAGAGGCAAUCGUGUCACGGUUAAACUGUGUUUAAAAAUGACAAACUUUUAUAAAUAUUUCUGAUUAUUUAUCAACAAGUGUGUAUAUUAUACCUUUGACUAUGUUCGUUUCUUUUGUUUACGUUUAUAGGGACUUAUUGAAAUGUUGAUUUGUACACUGUUCUGUCAAUAAACAUAGCAUAAUCUGCA